Zingiber officinale is the source of this 1434-nucleotide messenger RNA. RefSeq lists its product as uncharacterized. Lineage: Eukaryota; Viridiplantae; Streptophyta; Magnoliopsida; Zingiberales; Zingiberaceae. The coding region runs from base 1 to 1434 and encodes 477 amino acids. The record is from RefSeq and is a predicted model, not a curated record. The transcript is spliced from 7 exons.
AUGUUGGCCGUCUUCCGCAAGACCUUCGCCCGCCGUCCGACGGAGCUCGUCUCUCCGGAUCCCGGCCUCCAGCAGCGCUGCGCCAAGAGCCGCGAAAAGAUCCUCCGCCACUUCCAGGCCGCCCACCCCGCCGUCUCCUUCUGCACCACCUUCGCCGGCGGCGCCACCCUCGCCUCCAUCGGUCCCCACGCUCCCCGCCCCUCUUUCCUCCACCGAAGAUUGUUCUGUAGCUACGACAAUGUUUACUGCGUGUUCGUGGGGAGCAUUCAGAACCUGACCUCGCUGGUGCGCCAGUACGGCCUCUCCAGUAAGCCCGCUGACGAGGCGCUUCUCGUGAUCGAGCUCUACCGCACGCUGCGCGACCGCGGGUCCUACCAGGCCGACAAGGCCCUCAAGGACAUCGCCGGAAGCUUCGCCUUCGUCGUCUACGACAACACCACCGGCGCCGUCUUCGCCGCCCUGAGCUCCGACUGCGGGGUGCCUUUGUACUGGGGCGUGGCGGCGGACGGGUUGCUGGUGAUAGGCGACGAGGUGGAGAUUGUGAAGGGCGGCUGCGGCGAGUCUAACGCUCCAUUCCCCCGUGGGAGGCCUGAGGAGAUUCGAGCAUCCGAUGGACAAGAUGAGGCCGAUGAACAGCGGGUCGACAGCGAGGGCACCAUCUGCGGCGCCAGCUUCAACGUUGACGUCUCCAACAAGGUCAAAUCCAUGCCGCGGGUCGGGAGCGCCGCCAACUGGGCCUCCACGUGGAGACCGGAUGGUUCCUGCAGGUACAUUAAUGGGGAUCCCACUAAUAUGGUUAAAGGGAUCAAGCUCUGGAACAAAAAAACGUUCGGAUUCGGGUUCGGGUUCGGGUUCGGGAUCGGGUUCGGGAUCGGGUUCGAAGUCCAUAUCCGAAUCCGAUCUCUCGAGGAGCGAGGGGCCGUUGCGUUCCAUCAACUUCCGACGCCGCCUCGUCGCGUGGCACCCGCGGCGGCGAAUGAUCUCCUGCCGCCGACGCACUCUGCCUCUCCGCCGUCGAUGAUCGUCGCCACUCGCAGUCUCCGCCUUUUCCUGAACUAUCGCCGCCGGAAUCUACGCUUUCCGCCAUCGCUCCUGCUCUCAUCCCGUGCCGAGGGCUUUGAUCUUUCUUAUUCGGUGUUUUGCGAGAAAGUGUGGCCGAGUUUGGCGGGGGAGGUGCCAGAUUUGCUUGUCCGGCAGCCUAGAAUGGAUUUAGCUUGUGGCGUUCGGAUGUCGUCGACGGCGCACGAUUGUGGCAUCGGUUUGGGUUAUUGGAAGUUCGCAUACAGAGGUCGGAGUCGCUAUUUAGUUCGCGACUCUGUGGUUCAUUUUGCGAGCUUCGUUGCGUUCGAGGGGGAGCGUAUGGGAGAGAUUUCGCGGACUCGCAAAAGAGGAGAGUUUCUGGAAGCGAUCUCUUUAACCAUAGGAAACUUUUGA